Messenger RNA from Truncatella angustata, 1051 nucleotides. Its product is annotated as GrpB domain protein. The transcript is spliced from 2 exons. Lineage: Eukaryota; Fungi; Ascomycota; Sordariomycetes; Amphisphaeriales; Sporocadaceae. The record is from RefSeq and is a predicted model, not a curated record. Bases 230 to 832 code for a protein of 200 amino acids.
GCACGACCUGACCACUCGCGGUUGGACAGCACCGUUGGACAGACUGCAUGGUGUGACGCAGUAGUUGGGAGGCCUCGCAAUAAACGGUGCCCGUCGCGGAACGCGGUGAGAGGUGGGAAGAAGUUCGUUUUUUUCUUCCCAUUGAAUAAGCAUACCAUUAGUAUGAGAAUAAAAUGCUCCUCUCGAUCAUUUUCUUGUCUUGUUUUCAAAGCGAUGUUGCUUGGUCAAAAUGCCUUCGAAUGCAGAAGUGGUCAAACAUGCCAACUUUGACCCUAGCGACGUCCAAGUUGUAUCAGUCCGAGACCGAAAGCCAACCGAAUUAGUCGAAGCAAAUCCGAAAUGGGCAUCAAAAUUCGUCUUGGUUGCGCAGCAGAUACAUACGACCCUUGGCAGUCGAGCUCUUGCCAUAGAACAUGUCGGGUCUACGAGCGUGCCUAACCUGCCGGCCAAAGACUGCAUCGACAUAGAUUUGAUCGUAGCCGACCCUACCGACGAGAAAUCAUACGUUGAAGACCUCGAGACUAUCGGCUUUCAGUUUCUGUUUCGUGAGCCAGGCCUGCACGAACAUCGCUUCUUCGGCCUUGACGAACCGUACGUCAACCUGCACGUCUUCGGUCCCGAUAGUCCUGAAGUUGUGCGGCACCGAACUUUCAGCAAAUGGCUGCGCGAGAACGAGGAUGACCGAUUGGCAUAUGAACAGGUGAAGAGAGAAGCGGCAGCGGCGGCAGAGGGGCUGCACGAAACGGUCAAUCAGUACAACAAUCGAAAAGAGCCUCUGAUUAGAAAAAUACUCGAUCGGGCUUUCAAGGCGCAAGGCUUGCUAAACCCAUGACUGCUUGAGCAGCGGGUGCCGAUUUGGGAUUGUAUCAGCUGACAGCUUCAUCAAUAUUGGAACUUUGCGAUGCGUCGAGGGUGAUAUGGGGUUUCGGGUACUGUAGGCCAUGCGCGACAUAUCCGGGUUGAUAUCACCAUAACUCCGAUCGACGAUUGCGCCUGCCUGCGGACAUGAGUGUUUUCAAUUGUGAGAUGGCAAUCGGUUUCGCGGUUGCUU